Messenger RNA from Mycena citricolor, 786 nucleotides. The record is from the annotation of a GenBank genome assembly. Lineage: Eukaryota; Fungi; Basidiomycota; Agaricomycetes; Agaricales; Mycenaceae.
UGGGGCGGCCGUUGCUGGUCAAUCGCACCGUCGCACUCGUCACGCAUUACAUGGAUCCGGCACUCGCUUGUCCGGAUGUUUGACGGCCGAGUCGACAUUCAUGGAACUGUCAGGAAACUCUGUGCUCGAGGCCUGUUGGAUGGGAUCAACGACCAGGUUGCCGAAGCUGAUGAAUUUGAUGGUGAGGUCGAUGCAGUCUUCCCAGCGAUCAAGCAGCCAAGAAAGCUAGUCGAAGUCGAGCACCGGGAAGUGGGGGGAGUAAAGUGGAGGAUUUACAAGAGCUAUUUGAAAGCGUCUUCCUACUUCAUCUGGGGCUGUCUUGCAUCCUGUGUUCUGACAUUGCAGCUUUUGAGCGUAGGGGAAAAGCUAUGGAUCAAGGUGUGGGGUGAAGCCUAGACUCUGAAUCUAUCGCAUUCGGAUCUAUCCCGGCCAGGGUACCACUCUUCAGCAGCUUAAACUGGCGAGUCUGUCGUGGCCCAGCGCGUCAGACCAUCCGCUAUUCUACAUCGGUGUCUACGCAGGAUUUGGCCUGUUCGCAACCAUUGUUACCAUUCCCUCGCAAGCGUUGCAGAUCACGGGUGGGCUAAGAGCAUCGAGGAAGCACUUCAAGGGCCUUCUAGUUAGUGUGAUCCAUGCUACCUUUCGAUUCCACGAUUCCACUCCGCAAGGUCGUAUCCUCAACCGACUCCGAAAGGAUAUAGAUACCAUCGACACGACAUUGGCCAGCUCGCUUCAACAGGUCAACUCCUCCCUUGCCGGACUCUUCGCUGCAAUUUUGACCGUAUC